ACUGAUUUCUGUGACCACAGGAAGGCGCUGUAGGUCAUGAACUUUGUUCUAGUUAGUAAAUGGGCGUGUUUGCUCUGCGUGUUCAGUCUCUUAAAUUACCCGCUGUCGGAAAGGAAAUGGACUGAAGUUUGACAGCUGAGCCACAGGGCUGCUCUUAUUUACCUCAGGGAAUAAAGUAGAGAUGGACGUUUUCUGGGCGGGAGCCCUUUGGGCACUGAAGAUUUGGCUGUACCUCAUAAUCCUCCUCAUCAUGAUCCCUUCCAUGUUUGGAUUCUCACUGGGCAUUUCCGAGAUCUACAUGACCAUACUGGUGAAAACUUUGGAGUGGGCCACUCUGAAUAUACAGAAAGCAAAUUCAGAUGAAGGAACACUCAAACCCUCCUCAUCUAAUGGUCUCAUCCAAAGGGAAAAUGGAUCAAUGGAGAAGGAGCUCGAGGAACUUCGACGAAGUCGCCCAAAACCACCAGUGGGUGGUGAUUUUACACUAAGUGACUGUUUCUAUUUCAUCCGACAAGGGAUUGAGAGUAUUGUAGAUGAUCAGGUGACCCAGCGGUUCACUUCUGAGGAGCUGGUGUCCUGGAACUUACUGACUCGCACCAACAAUGAUUUCCAGUACAUAAGCCUGAAGCUGACACUGGUCUAUGGGCUUGGCAUCAUUGUGAGAUACUGCAUCCUUGCCCCCCUCAGAAUAACGUUGACCGUCAUCGGUGUGAGCUGGUUGGUAAUAGGAACAUCUGCAGUUGGAUUGCUUCCAAACUGGAGGAUAAAGUUCUGGCUCAGUGAGUUGGUCCAUGUGAUGUGCUACAGAAUCUGUGCUCGAGGACUCUCUGCCACCAUUCGCUAUCACAACAGGGAAAAUAAACCCAAAAAAGGAGGAAUCUGUGUUGCCAAUCAUACUUCUCCGAUCGACAUUGUGAUUCUGUGCACAGAUGGCUGCUAUGCUAUGGUGGGUCAGGUCCAUGGAGGCCUGAUGGGCAUUAUUCAGAGAGCCAUGGUGAGAUCCUGUCCUCAUGUCUGGUUUGAGAGGUCAGAGAUGAAAGAUCGCCAUCUAGUGACCAAAAGGUUGAAGGACCAUGUGAAUGACAAAAAAAAGCUUCCUAUAUUGAUAUUUCCAGAGGGAACUUGUAUCAACAACACAUCUGUCAUGAUGUUUAAAAAGGGAAGUUUUGAAAUUGGAACAACAAUAUACCCAGUCGCCAUUAAGUAUGACCCAAAGUUUGGAGAUGCUUUCUGGAACAGUUCCAAGCACAGCAUGGUCAGUUACCUGCUGAGGAUGAUGACCAGCUGGGCCCUUGUAUGCAAUGUCUGGUACCUGCCAGCCAUGCACCAACAGGAGGGUGAAGAUGCUGUCCAGUUUGCCAACAGAGUGAAGUCAGCCAUCGCUCACCAGGGAGGGCUGGUAGAUCUGCAAUGGGAUGGAGGCCUCAAGAGGGCAAAGGUGAAGGAGACAUUCAAAGAGCAGCAGCAGAAGAAGUACAGCAACAUGGUGGUGAGAGAUGACAGCAGCAGCAACAGCGACUGAGAUCCUCAGUCAGACUAAUAAACAAAGGCCUUGUCUUGUGUUGGAGAAUAUCUACUGGAAAAAAAAAUGCAAUGGUCCUCCAGUGUUUUCUCUCUGGCUGUAACUGACUGGGAAUACGCUACAGUAGAUUUAAAAAACUGUGAAAACUUAGGUACAGCUAAAGAGAGGGAAGGCUCAGUGAUUCAUAGAUAACACAAGUGCAAUAUUGAACAUUAUGAGGAACUGAAAAAGAAAAGCUCUCUGUGUUUACUGCUGCUUUAAAAAAGAGUUUGGGGUCACACAGCAUGUUCUAUAUUUUUAAUUUUUUAGAAAAUACAGAGACAUUUUGUUUCAGCAAUGAUUACUGCAGCGUUCCAGUGGCACAUUGAUUUAAAUGAUGCAAGUUCAACAUAUGAAAAGGAUGACUGAUUACUUUUUGUCCCCAUUGAUUACAGAAGCAUUAAGUGUCUGGAGCAACAGCACCUGUCAGUUUGAUCAUAGUGUCAAACACUUCCAGUCAAACAACUUUAGGAUUUUGAAAACUAUAAUGCAACAAAGCUCCAUGCACUCAAUUAACCAACUGAGCUGUUUCUUUAAAGGGUACAACAGUUUUCAGCUGUGCUAACAUGAUCAUUUAGACUUUUGAUAAAUUUCUGGUAGCUAGCAGUGUGUUUGUAAUACAUAAAUAACAUUGCUGCAAUCAUAUGUUAGUUAUUAUUAAUUCUACUGAUUCUACAACCUUUCGUCAAUAUUUCAGAGCAAAGUUAAGUGGUAUUAGAUGAAAACAAGCAUCCUUUUUUUUUCUCAGAAACAAAGACGUGUUAAGUGACCCCAAACUACUGAGCAGUGUUUACUGAUGUGAAAUGUGUGACUGCAGAUGAGCCACUGGUUCAACAAACUGGCUUGAUGAAUGUCUAAUUUGUCGACUUAAAUGUGUUCUACUUGUUGUGUUUUUUGGUUUGUUUGUUUGUUUGUUUGUCUACAUGUUGAAA
Molecule: messenger RNA, 2493 nt
Organism: Oreochromis niloticus (Nile tilapia)
Lineage: Eukaryota; Metazoa; Chordata; Actinopteri; Cichliformes; Cichlidae
Gene: agpat9l
Product: 1-acylglycerol-3-phosphate O-acyltransferase 9, like
Exons: 14
Coding region: 182-1522 (446 amino acids)
Biological process (GO): triglyceride biosynthetic process
Cellular component (GO): endoplasmic reticulum
Molecular function (GO): glycerol-3-phosphate O-acyltransferase activity
Source: RefSeq, a predicted model, not a curated record